Messenger RNA from Grus americana (Whooping crane), 6712 nucleotides. It is a transcript of the gene STAG1, whose product is annotated as stromal antigen 1. Gene Ontology annotation, biological process: sister chromatid cohesion. The coding region runs from base 376 to 4149 and encodes 1257 amino acids. Lineage: Eukaryota; Metazoa; Chordata; Aves; Gruiformes; Gruidae. The transcript has 34 exons. The record is from RefSeq and is a predicted model, not a curated record. Gene Ontology annotation, molecular function: chromatin binding. Gene Ontology annotation, cellular component: nucleus; cohesin complex; chromatin.
CCGCUUCCCCCCUCCCCGCUUCCCCGCGCGGCGGCGGGUCGCGCGGGCAGUGGCGGCGCGCGGGCGCCAGGGGGCGCUGGGGGUCCGGCGCGCGGCGGCGGCUGCGCCAUUGGCGGGUCGGAAAUGCCGCCAGAUGGCGGUUUAGGAUUGCGGCUCCGGUGAGCGCGGCCCCCGCCAGCGCCGCCGCCCCGGCCCCGGCCCGCACCCGCCCGGACCCCGCACGCCAGCCGCUCCGCAGGCUCCCGGGGUGCCGCCCGACCCGGCGCGGAGCGGCCCGAGACUGGACUUUGACAUUAUUUAAUGAAAGAGUAGUUGUCUUAUAACAACUUUGAGAAGAAGUUCUAUGUAGCUCUUACUUUCAAGAGUGCUGCAAAAAUGAUUACUUCAGAUUUGCCAGUACUACAGGAUUCUACAAAUGAAACUACUGCACAUUCAGAUGCUGGCAGUGAGCUUGAAGAAGCAGAAGUCAAAGGAAAAAGAAAAAGGGGCCGUCCUGGCAGGCCUCCAUCUGCCACUAAGAAACCUCGGAAGUCUCCAGCAGACAAGGGUCGUUCUGAAUCUGGAGCUAGAGGAGCAAGUCGUGGAAGAGCUAAUGGCCACCCUCAGCAGAAUGGAGAAGGGGACCCUGUCACUUUGUUUGAAGUGGUUAAGCUGGGGAAGAGUGCUAUGCAGUCUGUGGUGGACGACUGGAUUGAAUCAUAUAAACAAGACAGGGACAUAGCACUUCUGGAUUUAAUCAACUUCUUUAUCCAGUGUUCAGGAUGUCGAGGUACUGUAAGAAUUGAAAUGUUCAGGAACAUGCAAAAUGCAGAAAUCAUAAGGAAAAUGACAGAAGAAUUUGAUGAGGACAGUGGUGAUUAUCCACUUACCAUGCCUGGGCCACAGUGGAAGAAGUUUCGAUCCAACUUCUGUGAGUUCAUUGGAGUGCUCAUUCGACAGUGUCAGUAUAGCAUCAUUUAUGAUGAAUACAUGAUGGACACAGUGAUCUCUCUUCUGACUGGUUUGUCAGAUUCCCAGGUCCGGGCUUUCAGGCACACCAGUACAUUAGCUGCUAUGAAGCUUAUGACUGCUCUUGUGAAUGUUGCCUUAAACCUGAGCAUUCAUCAGGAUAAUACACAGAGGCAGUAUGAAGCUGAGAGAAACAAAAUGAUUGGCAAAAGAGCUAAUGAAAGAUUGGAGCUGCUGCUUCAGAAAAGAAAAGAGCUACAAGAAAACCAAGACGAAAUUGAAAAUAUGAUGAACUCUAUUUUUAAGGGUAUUUUUGUUCAUAGAUACCGUGAUGCUAUUGCUGAGAUUAGAGCUGUCUGUAUUGAAGAAAUUGGUGUCUGGAUGAAAAUGUACAGUGAUGCCUUCCUGAAUGAUAGUUAUUUAAAAUAUGUUGGCUGGACACUACAUGACAGGCAAGGUGAAGUGAGGUUGAAGUGUUUGAAAGCUCUUCAGAGUCUGUAUACCAACAGAGAGUUAUUUCCAAAACUGGAGCUGUUCACUAAUAGAUUCAAGGAUCGCAUUGUAUCAAUGACACUUGAUAAGGAAUAUGAUGUCGCUGUGGAAGCUAUUCGAUUAGUCACGCUAAUACUUCAUGGAAGUGAAGAAGCUCUGUCAAAUGAAGACUGUGAGAAUGUUUAUCACUUGGUGUAUUCAGCACACCGGCCUGUUGCAGUAGCGGCUGGAGAAUUCCUACACAAAAAACUGUUCAGCAGACAUGAUCCCCAAGCUGAAGAGGCUCUAGCAAAGAGAAGGGGGCGAAAUAGUCCAAAUGGAAACCUUAUUAGAAUGUUGGUUCUUUUCUUUCUUGAAAGUGAGUUGCAUGAACAUGCAGCCUAUUUGGUGGACAGUUUGUGGGAGAGCUCUCAAGAACUGUUGAAAGACUGGGAAUGUAUGACAGAAUUGCUCUUGGAGGAACCAGUCCAAGGAGAGGAAGCAAUGUCCGACCGGCAGGAGAGUGCUCUUAUUGAGUUGAUGGUGUGUACAAUCAGACAAGCUGCUGAAGCACAUCCUCCAGUAGGCAGAGGCACUGGCAAGAGAGUCUUGACAGCGAAAGAAAGAAAAACUCAGAUAGAUGACAGGAAUAAAUUGACUGAGCAUUUCAUUAUUGCACUUCCUAUGUUGCUAUCCAAGUACUCCGCUGAUGCCGAGAAGGUUGCAAAUCUCCUGCAAAUCCCUCAGUAUUUUGACCUGGAAAUCUAUAGCACGGGCAGAAUGGAAAAGCAUCUCGAUGCCUUACUGAAACAGAUUAAGUUUGUUGUGGAAAAACAUGUGGAAUCGGAUGUUCUCGAAGCCUGCAGCAAAACCUACAGCAUACUCUGUAGUGAAGAAUAUACAAUCCAGAACCGAGUUGACAUAGCCCACAGCCAACUUAUUGAUGAAUUUGUGGAUCGAUUCAACCAUUCUGUAGAGGAUCUGCUGCAAGAGGGAGAAGAAGCUGAUGAUGAUGACAUAUACAAUGUGCUCUCCACAUUAAAGAGGUUAACCUCUUUUCACAACGCUCAUGAUCUCACAAAAUGGGAUCUGUUCAGUAACUGCUACAGAUUACUAAGAACUGGAAUUGAACAUGGAGCUAUGCCAGAACAGAUAGUUGUUCAGGCACUGCAGUGUUCCCAUUACUCUAUUCUCUGGCAGCUGGUGAAGAUCACUGAAGGCUCCCCUUCCAAAGAGGACUUGUUGGUAUUGAGGAAAACUGUGAAAUCCUUUCUGGCUGUCUGCCAGCAGUGUCUAUCAAAUGUCAACACUCCAGUCAAAGAACAGGCUUUCAUGCUGCUCUGUGAUCUCUUGAUGAUUUUUAGUCAUCAGCUGAUGACUGGAGGUCGAGAAGGUCUUCAGCCUUUGGUGUUUAAUCCAGAUUCAGGCCUCCAGUCAGAACUCCUCAGUUUUGUGAUGGACCAUGUCUUUAUUGACCAAGAUGAUGAAAACCAGAGCAUGGAGGGAGAUGAAGAAGAUGAAGCUAACAAAAUAGAAGCGUUACAUAAGAGAAGAAACCUUUUGGCCGCCUUUAGCAAGCUGAUAAUUUAUGACAUUGUGGACAUGCACGCAGCAGCAGAUAUCUUCAAACACUAUAUGAAGUACUAUAAUGACUAUGGAGAUAUCAUUAAGGAAACCCUGAGCAAAACAAGGCAAAUUGAUAAAAUCCAGUGUGCAAAGACACUCAUUCUCAGUUUGCAACAGCUGUUUAAUGAGCUUGUUCAGGAGCAAGGUCCCAAUUUGGACAGGACAUCUGCCCAUGUCAGUGGAAUUAAGGAACUGGCCCGUCGGUUUGCCCUCACUUUUGGCUUGGAUCAGAUCAAGACAAGAGAGGCUGUGGCCACACUGCACAAAGAUGGCAUAGAGUUUGCCUUCAAAUAUCAGAAUCAAAAAGGACAAGACUAUCCACCUCCUAACCUUGCUUUCCUUGAAGUGCUUAGUGAAUUUUCUUCUAAACUCUUGCGACAGGACAAAAAGACUGUUCACUCCUACUUAGAGAAGUUUCUGACAGAACAGAUGAUGGAAAGAAGAGAAGAUGUAUGGCUUCCACUCAUUUCCUACAGAAACUCACUAGUUACGGGUGGCGAGGACGACAGAAUGUCCGUUAACAGUGGAAGCAGCAGCAGCAAAGCCUCUUCGGUGAGGAAUAAGAAAGGACGACCACCGCUCCACAAAAAGAGAGUAGAAGAUGAGAGUCUAGAAGGCUCAUGGCUGAACAGGAACGAAAACAUACAUACUCCAGGGACACUGCAAGCGCCACAGCUCACCUCAACUGUCUUGAGAGAGAACACUAGACAAAUGGGGGAGCAGAUCCAGGAGCACGAGUCGGAGCAGGGAUCUGAACAAGAUUUUUUACACAAUCCGCAGAUGCAGAUAUCUUGGUUGGGCCAACAGAAGCUAGAAGAUUUAAAUCGAAAGGACAGGACAGGAAUGAACUACAUGAAAGGGAGAACUGGUGUAAGGCAUGCAGUACGAGGUCUAAUGGAAGAUGACGCUGAGCCCAUCUUUGAAGAUGUAAUGAUGUCCUCACGAGGUCAGCUAGAGGAUAUGAACGAAGAAUUUGAGGACACAAUGGUCAUUGAUCUGCCACCUUCAAGAAACCGGCGAGAACGGGCUGAACUGAGGCCAGACUUCUUUGACUCCGCAGCUAUCAUUGAGGAUGAUUCAGGAUUUGGAAUGCCUAUGUUCUGAAGUCUGGUGAAGACAUUUUACAAAUUUGGAACUCUAUUGUUUAGAGCUAGAGGCCUAUAUACUGUGAUAGCUUGUAUGAAAACCACAUUUUUGAUGUGAUACGGUUUGAUUUUUAACCAAAUGAUUGAGGUCAAUCCCUUUUUGUAGUGACAGAAAGAAGAGGAACUUCUUAAUGACACAAAGGAAUGUUGGCCAAUCCAGUCACCUCAGAAGGGCUGACCUAAAAAAUCAUUUGUAUCCCUGUUCUUGACUGUCCUAAUACAGAUUUUUUUUUUUUUUUCUGGAUGAGGAGGAAGUUUUAAAUUGUUAAGACAGCUGUCGAAAUAAACACUGUUCUACAUAUGUUUUCUGAAAACAACAUUGAGUGAAAACAGAACUUUUUAACUUUAUUUUUCUGCUGUACAAUUUAAAACAGUUUUAACAUUUGCCUUUUUAUGUUUUAAAAGCUAGCCAUUUUUAUUAAACCUAUGCCUAUCAGCCAUUGACUAGCAAUGAUGCUAUAAGCAGGUCAUUCUGGCUACAGAGAAGUGUUUUUGAACACACUGGAUUUGAUUAACAUUAUGGUACGCUUAUAUCCUCUCGUAGGCAUUGAGAAGAACACUCUUAUAGAAGAGGUUAGAAUUCUAAUGACGUGCAUCUCUGCCAAAAAAUUUCAGAUUCUGAUAUGAUAAACCCAGAUUUUAUACUCUUGAGAAGAUUUAUUUUUAUUUAUAAUGGGACAUAAAGUAAGAGAUGUCCAUGAAGCCACUUUUCCAACAGAUGCUGUGUAACAUUCAUUUUAUAUAGCACAUGGGGACACAAAAACAGUAAAUUUUCUAUUGGUACUUGCUCUGUGCAUUUUUAGCAACUUAUACCAGCAAAUAAAGUAUUCUCAGUAAAACACACAAACGGUUCUCAAGUAAUCACUUUGCUGUUUUUACUACCUACUUCAAGCCCUGCCAACCCAAGGUACAUAAACAGCAACUUUCCUAUUAAAAAGAGUAAUUCAAGGGUGGGGGAAAAGGAAUCACUUUAGCAUACUAAAAGCAAUUUUAACUGUACCAUAAAAAAAAAGUCUACUUUCCAUGCCGUAAAUACCCUUUUGCGCUAUUUUUGUAAAUUAAUUUUGCCAGUUAGAAGUACUGUACGUGCUGCAUAGAAAUUUGUGCUUAGAUGGUGAAGUUCUUAAGCUUACAAUGGAAUACAGCUACAUUUUCAGUGUUAACUGUGCAUAUUAAGAGUAAUUCUUUGGAAAAAAAAUAUGAUUUUUCAAAAAAGUUAAAAACAUGAAAAAAACCAAAAAACCCAAAACAUUCUCAGCUAAUUCAUUGUAAUAAGAGAUUUUUAAAUGUCUUCACUAAUUUGGAAUCUCAUUAUGCUUCGAUUUUAUGACUCUGCCUAGUAGCUGCUACUUAGUUAAAACUGGCCUGAUAUCAGAGGUGCUGGCCAUCCACAACUUGCACUGACUCUAGUAUCUCUACAAAUCAGCCCCAAAAUGUUAAUCUUCCUUUCUGCAGUCUAAUCUUAGCAUUUGAGAUACAAAGCAGAUUGACCCACUUGGAGCACAGCAGUUUUAGAGGUGCUUUUUUUUUUUUUUUUUUAGCAACUGCAAAAUAAUCAUGGAGCUUUUUUUCUGUUACGAGCUUAUUGAAAAACAAAACAUUAAUGCCCAGUGCUUACUUGCUGGGAGGGAAAAAAAAAAAAUCUAAUUUUAAAAACAAACCAGCUGAGGUUUGUUCCUUACAACACGUGCAGUUCUCAGACAUGGUUGCCAAAAAUGUUUGACUAGGUAAUUCAGCCAUUCCUCAGAUGUCGGUUGGGUGAUGUCUAAAAACUGAGAAGUAGCUGGAACUUUAUAAAAUAAUGUUACCUCCCUUCCUCUUCUGUUCACCCCAAACAUAACAGGAGUGGGCAGGAAUGGCUGCAUUAAAUUGUCAUCACAAUAACUCUGUGAGCAUAGUAGCAUAACAAAUGCUGCCUGGUUUGAGUCAUAGUCUCAGACGAACCUUGUGCUUCACAGUCCUCUGUGUGGAAAACUGAUUCCUAAUUUAACAUUGUAGAAUACUGUAUAACAAACAUUUAUUAUCACGGUACCUGCAAUGGGUUUCCAGUUCAGUUUGCAGUCAAUAGGUUUUUUGUAUUAUGAGUGUCUCCUUGAUUGGUUUUUGCUAGUAAUUCUGUAAAUUGUACAUUUACAAUAUGAGGUUUUUUUUUUUUCUCCUUUUGUACAAUUUAAAACUGAUGCUUCACCUUUCAUUUAAUAAACUAUUCAAAAUCAUGAGUAUGAUGAGCACCCUCUUCACUAUAACUUUCUUUUAAAUGCUCGUUUGGGCCAUCACAUCUUAUCAUCCCAUUUAUUAGUAGCCAAAGGAAAUACUGAAAGGCAGUUCUCACAUAGUCCAAGCUUCACAACCAGAUGCCGUACAGCUUCCUUACCCGGUCAGCCUCGAAGCAAAGGAAAACCCUGGCUAGUCCUUUAUUUUUAUUUUUUUUCCUCACCACUGUGGUGUAUUAUUUGGGUUUUGGUUGAUCUGGGGGGUUUUAUUGUGAGAUUGCUGUAAAUCCGGUAAGUCAUCACACAGCU